UUGGCUUCGGCUUGGUCAAAGUACACGCGCCACAUCUAGCAGACGACACGCUUUUAAGGUUAUAGCUUAUAAAUCUUCAGAGAUUGCACUCACAUUUCGACGAGCUGCUUGAUAUUGUUGCUACAUAAUAAACAAUGGCACGUUUCGUAGCACAAAUCAGCAGGUGUGCGGCGAGAUCCGUUCUCAGCUUCCCGCACGAAGCAACUUUUGUCGCAUCUGCGAAAUCCUUCAAACCAGCUAAUUUUAUACGUCACAUUGCCACCACACACCGCUGCAAUGCUGAAAGGAGGUACACAGACAAACACGAAUGGGUGACGGUCGACGGCAAAAUCGGCACAGUGGGAAUUUCCAACUACGCGCAAGAUGCUUUGGGAGACGUUGUCUACGCACAACUUCCAGACGUUGGAUCACUCGUGAAAAAAGAUGAGGAAUGUGGCGCUUUGGAGUCAGUUAAAGCAGCUUCUGAAGUGAUGAGCCCAUGUAGUGGAAAAGUCACUGAAAAAAAUGAAGCUGUUGAAAGCAAACCUGCACUGAUCAACUCUUCGUGCUACGAUGAAGGUUGGCUUUUUAAAAUAGAAUUAAGUGAUCCAGCAGAAGUCAACACUCUUAUGGAUGAAAAUGCCUACAAUGAAUUCCUUAAAACAGACCCUCACUAAGUAUUGUAUCGAAUGAUACAGAAGAAAUAAAAAGAGCAAAACUCAAAGAA
This is a messenger RNA of Phymastichus coffea, 706 nucleotides long. It is a transcript of the gene ppl, whose product is annotated as glycine cleavage system H protein. Gene Ontology annotation, cellular component: cytoplasm; mitochondrion; glycine cleavage complex. Lineage: Eukaryota; Metazoa; Arthropoda; Insecta; Hymenoptera; Eulophidae. Gene Ontology annotation, biological process: glycine decarboxylation via glycine cleavage system; protein lipoylation. Bases 135 to 656 code for a protein of 173 amino acids. The record is from RefSeq and is a predicted model, not a curated record. The transcript is spliced from 3 exons.